Messenger RNA from Pocillopora meandrina, 4073 nucleotides. Lineage: Eukaryota; Metazoa; Cnidaria; Anthozoa; Scleractinia; Pocilloporidae. The record is from the annotation of a GenBank genome assembly.
AUAAUCCAGUGUUGCACCAUGAAUCGUUCUCUAUAUCCCGCCUCGUGUCCUCCAAUUGUACACGUUCCUACUUGCAUAGUAAUGGUUGGUUUGCCGGCGAGAGGUAAAACUUAUGUUUCGAGAAAACUAACCCGGUAUCUCAACUGGAUCGGCGUCAACACCAAGGUAUUCAACCUCGGGGAGUACCGCCGCGAAAUGGCUGGUGCUCACUGCAAACACUCCUUCUUCGAUCCAAGUAAUACGGAUGGAAUGAAUGUACGUGAAAAGUGCGCAGAACUCGCCCUGGAAGACAUCACAAAAUGGCUGAACGACAAGGGACAGGUAGCUAUCUUCGAUGCUACGAACACCACUCGAGCUAGAAGAAAGAAAGUCACGGAUCACCUCACCGCCCAUGGCUUUAAGGAAUUUUUCGUGGAGUCAGUUUGUGAUGACAACGAGAUCAUUCGUUCCAACAUUCUGGAGGUAAAGGUAAACUCCCCUGACUAUCAGGGGGUACCCCCAGAAGAGGCUCGCCAAGACUUUGAGGCCCGAAUUAAUCAUUACAACGAUUUCUAUGAACCUCUCGCUUUGGACCAUGAUUCUAAUAUGCCCUUUCUGAAAGUGAUUGAUGGUGGAAAGCGAUUUCUGAUGAAUAAAGUUGAAGGAUAUCUGCAGAGUAGGGUAGUUUACUACAUCAUGAACUUACAUAUCACCCCAAGAGCCAUCUAUCUGUCAAGACAUGGUGAAAGCAUGAUGAACUUGCAAGGGAGGAUUGGAGGAGAUUCUGAUCUCUCUGAGAGGGGCUGGGAUUACAGCAAGGUGCUUGGAAAGUUUGUUAAGGAAAAUAUGCCAGAUGAUCUCAAAGUCUGGACCAGUGAAAUGAAACGCACCAAUCAGACGGCAAGUGCCAUUGACAGACCAAUCGAGAAGUGGAAAGCCAUUAAUGAAAUUGAUGCAGGUGUAUGUGAGGGAAUGACAUACGAAGAAAUACAGGAGCAAUUUCCUCAGGCUUUUGCAAAGAGAGAUGAAGAUAAGUUCCACUAUCGCUACGCUCGUGGGGAGUCUUAUGAAGAUCUUGUGGCCCGGCUAGAACCAGUUAUCAUGGAGCUGGAGCGGCAGCAGAAUGUGCUUGUGAUCUGUCACCAAGCUGUAGCCCGUUGCCUACUGGCAUACUUUUUAGACCACAGCUCUAAUGAGUUACCUUACUUACGUGUUCCAUUGCACACCCUCAUAAAGCUCACUCCAGUAGCAUAUGGUUGUCGUGUGGAGAAGAUUGAUUUGAAGGUUCCAGCUGUAAACACACACAGGGAAAAGCCCAAGGUUGUGACAGUGAGCCGAACCUCUGAGGAUGCAUUGGAGACUGUUCCCGAACAUGAGUGACAUUGGUGGAAUGAUUUCAUCUUUCUUUAAUGGUAUGUCUUUUAUUAGUUAUCAAGGAGUUUCACAUAAUCUAGAAAGCUUACGGCAUACAGAUGGACAUUUUGUGGGUUGCUAAGGGGUUCAUUCCAUAAGUUCUCAAGAGUGAAGGUAUGCUUAUUUUAGGAGGCAAUCAUUGUGGACAAAAAUAAUGAAUUUUGUAAUGAUUUAUUAUUGCAGUGUUUUUUUUUCUUUAUUUUUUUUCAUUUCUAUUCUUGUUGUUAUUCUGAAUCAGAGAGAUACCCUAUUUGGUGUAGAUAAGUAAUAAAAUUAUUUCAGUGUUAUAUGUAGGUCUCAGGUUUUUAACCCUUAACUCCCAGACCAAGUUUGUAAUUCUCCUUACUGUCAACCAUUCAAUUCUUACAAUGUUAGCGCAGAGAAUUUAGUAGUGGAUCAACUAAUUAUCCCUUGACUGAUAUUUUUCUCUAUUCUCAUGACUUCUCUGGUUGAUAUUGUAUUGAUACUGUAAGGAGAAAUUCUGUCUUGGUCACUCAUGGGAGUUAAAGGGUUUAGUGCCUUUCCCUAUUCAUGGAGCAGGUACAAUGUUUGAAAUGCCUUGGGUUGUGUAGGGCCAGGGAAGUAUUAUACUUGAUUUAUUUGGACAAAAUGUUUUUACAUGCAACAUAUUUUGAUACUGACACCUUAUUUAAUUGUUUAACAUGUAGUAAGCAGGGUUAUUUUGUAAGUUACAUUUUAUAUUACCAAGCCAUGUAGGGGUAAGAAAAAAGUGAGCGAUAAGCUAAAUGUGUGUUUGUAUUACCAUAUGUCAAACCAUGAAUUAAAGAAUGUGUUAUUCCUCUAUUAUAUGAUUUCUAAUAAUUUAUCUUGAAGUUUUUAAAACUGCUUCCAAUAGCCUUGUCUGAGCAUCGUAUUGAUUGCAUAAGGCCUGUGCAAAAGAUGAAAACAAUGCAAACAAAUCCAUUAAAAUUUCCUGUGUGACCAACAAAAAAUCUUAUGAGCUUAACAGUUUGUUUCUUUGAAAAUCAUGCAGUGAUCAAAAAAAUCAGUCAAAGUAGUGGUGUAAUAAUAAUUAAUGAUUAGUAAUAUCAGAUUUUCUAUGUACCCACAUAUACAUGUAGACUGGUAUAUUUUGGAGUUAUAACUAUAUGAGUUUAUAGUCAUUCAAAUAUUCAUUGAGGUAAUUUAUUUUAAUGCUGUUAGGAUAUUAGUUUAGUUAAGCAACCACAUAUGUGUUGCAGAUUAGUGAAAACAUAUCAUUAUGGUAAAUGUUUUUAAUCCAAGUACUUGAUAUUUAACAUACAUUUGUAAGAGUAUAUUAGUUGACAUGAAGCUGGUAGUUAUUCAAAUGUUCAAUUUCAAAUUUAGGGCUAGCUCCUGUUGAUCAGGGUGAAAUUUAUUUAGAUAAAAUAAAAUGUAUUUAAUUUCACUGAGAAACAUUCAGUGUCUAGCUUUUGUCAAUAGCAUUUUCAUAAGGUAGCUCUGACUUAUGACCAUGUGUACAGUGGAUCUGAAGUGAGAAGCUGUUUCAAUUUAGUUGCUGCAAUAUUAUCCUUUUAAACUUAAUUGGAGGUGGGGUUGGAAAUGCAGGAUAUUGGUCUCAUUUCACACACAUUUGAGAAAAAUUCAAGCGUCAUAUAUAUUUUAAACAGCAUUUCAUGUGUCACAGGGGAACAUUCAAAUUUCUCAUCUCAUGCAAGAACAAAGUAAAGCCUUUAUACAGGCCCAGGUGGCCCAUGGGGCCGGCACUUAGCUCCAGUUUCCUUAGCAUGAAGUGGCCAGGAGUAUUGCUAUUCCCCCCUGGAUGGGAUGCUAGUCCAUCACUGGGUUGCCCUAAGCAUAUUUGCUGGUACCCAUCUGUACACCUGGGUGAAGAGAAGCACUGUGAGAGUAAAGUGUCUUGUCUAAGAACACAACACAAUGACCCCAGCCAGGGCUAGAACCUGGACCACUCAAUCCGGAGUCGAGGGCACUAACUGUGAGGCCGCCGCAAAACCUUACAUCUCAUGCAAGGUUUCAGGGAAAUCAUGAGGUUUUCACAAAAUGAAAGUAAAAAUCAUGGGUCACAUAUACUUCAGGAGGCAAAUCACACUUCAUGCUGAUUCAUAAAUUCAGUACAAAUAAAUCCUUUACCACCUUGAAAAGGAACAAUAGUGGUGUAUGCUAAACACAGAUUAGAAAGUACAACUUGCAGAACUAUAAUAUGUGCCCUACCUUUUUUUAAGUUCUAGAAUGUUUUUUUUUUUCAAUUCAUUGUCAGUUCAAUUUUGCUGCAUGACUUAAUUUACAGAAGUGAUUCCAGGGAAGACAUGGCUUCUCUCUACUCCCUUUCAAAGAAAAACCUAUCCUCUGUUUUAAACACUUUAAAACUGCUGUUUUUUGUAGAUUGUUGAUUACAGAGGAAAAGGGAUACUGCACCAGUAAUUAUGAUCUGACUUAUGGUUUUACACAUGUGUGAUGAAUAACAAUGACUUGUGUACCGUUAAUAACCAUAGAAAUUGCUCCAAUAUAGAGAGGUAGGCUUUACUAAGUGAAAAACUCUCCAUUGGUACCAUCUUUUCUCAAGAAGAACUACUCAAAUUGAUGGAUACAUAUGUAAGGGUGGUGUACAAUUUUGCAUGUUUUGCAUCAUUUUAUUGUAAUUGGGAAUAAUUCAAUCAAAGCAUGGAACAAAAUGAUUAUUUAUUCAGUAUAUAUCUGUAACUGUGAAACGAGAUGAC